This is a messenger RNA of Arachis ipaensis, 821 nucleotides long. RefSeq lists its product as uncharacterized. Lineage: Eukaryota; Viridiplantae; Streptophyta; Magnoliopsida; Fabales; Fabaceae. The record is from RefSeq and is a predicted model, not a curated record.
ACAUGUUAGGAGUGUGUAACCGGGAGAUGGGUUUUGUGUACGUACUCAGUGGAUGGGAGGGUUCGGCAUCUGAUUCACGAGUACUUCGCGAUGCAAUAACUCGUCGUAAUAGUCUUAAGAUACCCCACGGUAAUUACUAUUUAGUUGAUGCUGGCUACACAAAUGGUCCGGGGUUUCUUGCACCGUAUAGAGGGACUCGAUAUCAUGUAAGAGAGUGGGCCCAGGGAGCACGUGCACCGCGCAACUACCAAGAAUAUUUUAACCGGGUACACUCGUCUGCAAGGAAUAUCAUUGAGCGAUGCUUUGGUUUGCUGAAGAAGCGCUGGUCCAUCUUAAGGAGCCCUAGCUUUUAUCCCGUAAAGACGCAAUCUCAAAUAAUUAUUGCCUGUUGUUUGCUGCAAAAUUUCAUUCGAAAGAGUAUGGAAAUGGACCCGGAGGAGGAAGGUAGCAUUUUGGAUGAAUUUACGCCCGAUGGAGACGAGGAACAGCAUGGAAUGAUCAAUGUGGUCGAAAACACGAACGAGUGGAGUCACUGGCGUGACAACAUAGCACAUGAGAUGUAUGAAGAGUGGCGUGCAAGUCGUACGGAGUAGCGUUGUGUGUUUUAGGGAUGUUGUAAGGACGACAAGUGAAUUUGUAUGAAUAGUAGAGUGUUGAGACAUUGUAAAAGCACAUUCUUUGAUUUUCGGCUACUGUGUGUUUGUGCUGUUGUUUGCUGUUUUAUUUCUGUUUGUCGUGGCAAUGACCAGUGUUGUAAUAAUUGAACUACUUGUGUAUUUUUUCCUGAUUUCAUUUCUUAUGGCAUAGACCAGUUUUACUAA